AAAGACACCACAGUCUGUCUUUCAAGUGAGAGAUUUCAACGCUCACUUCUCUUCUUCUUGACCCAUCAUUGCAUCUGGAUUCGGUGAUUACCAUCUUCAAAGUGUUUGAUCUCAGACUUGGACACAAGACGUCAUCAUGUCGGACACCACAAGCAGCCCUACAGAGUUGUUCUCUGUGAAGGGAAUGGUCGCACUGAUCACAGGUGGAGGAACAGGCAUCGGCCUCAUGAUGGCUCAGGCCCUCGCCAACGCAGGCGCUGCCAAGGUGUACAUCGCGGGCAGACGCCUCGAGGUCCUCGAGUCCGCCGCCAAGACGAUCAACAAGCCCGACGUCGUGGUCCCUCUCACCUGCGACGUGACCUCGCAGGACUCCCUCAUGGCCCUCGUCUCCGAGGUUGAGAAGCGCUCAGGCUACCUCAACCUCCUCGUCUGCAACAGCGGUGUCGGCGGGCCCCAGAUCACGUACAACCCCGGAGAGACAACCCUGCAGGAGUUCCGCGAGACGGCCCUUGCCAUCCCGAUGGACGAGUACGAGCAGACGUUUAGAGUCAACGUCACGGCGGUCUGGUACACGGCGAUGGCCUUCCUGGAGCUGCUGGACAAGGGCAACAAGAAGGGGAACCUGGACUGGCAGGGCCAGGUCCUCGUCACGAGCAGCAUCGCCGGCUUCAACAAGAAGGCUCCCGGCGGGUGGCCUUACGGGCAGUCCAAGGCGGCGGCGACACACUCCGCGAAGCAGUUGUCCGUCCUCCUGCCCAAAUGGGGCAUCAGGGCGAACGCCUUGGCGCCCGGACUGUUCCCCAGCGAGAUGUCGGCACCUAUCGUCGAGAAAAUGGGAGGCAGCCUUACUGGAGGGGACCUGAUCCCGCUGGACAAGAGCGUGGUCCCUCUGGGAAGAAUGGGCGAUGCGCAGGACAUGACGGGCACGGUUCUUUACCUCGUGUCGCGGGCUGGGGCGUACCUGAAUGGCAAUGUCACGGUCAUCGACGGAGGCAGGUUGGGCACAUUCCCUGCCGUAUACUGAUUUCGUCAGAGCGGAUACAUGACACCAACUUAUUUCUUGUUGCACGGGUUCUCGGACCGAUUUUUUGGCUGCCGCUUCGAGCCUGGGAUAGAAUUAGAACUCGUAGCCAGAUUUUUGCAAGUGUUCAAUGAACAUCAGUCUAGCGA
Messenger RNA from Diaporthe batatas, 1170 nucleotides. RefSeq lists its product as uncharacterized. The transcript has 4 exons. Lineage: Eukaryota; Fungi; Ascomycota; Sordariomycetes; Diaporthales; Diaporthaceae. The coding region runs from base 137 to 1024 and encodes 295 amino acids. The record is from RefSeq and is a predicted model, not a curated record.